UCAGUUUAGUAUGAGGUAGCGUUUGGGUUAGCAGCAAAAGCUAACAAGAGAUGAAGGCUGCUUCGCGGAACAGAAACACUCGUACACUAGAACGAUCUUGUUUGUUGGUUUUUCCUUCCCCAGACCACGACGACGACGCCGCCGACGACGUUUUCGAAAGUCUAUUUUUAAACAAAUCGAAUAUUUAUCGGUGAGAUAUUAAUAAAGAGAGAUUCCUCGGCAUACCGUAGUACAAUUCAACUAUCGGUGUUCGUCGUCGACGGGUGAUCGUGCUUCGCUAUCGGACAAGCGUGUUUGGUUGAGAAUAUUUUCCUUCAAUUUUAUUAUCUAAGCUAGAAGAUGUGCCAAAUUAGAUACGUCAAUUUAUAAAAAAAGAGUAAAAAAUUUCAAAGACAGAAACCAAAAAACAAAAUAUCAAGAAAACUCAUUUCCAUUGUGAAAUCACAACGAAAAUCAUACAAAUCUCUGCGGCGCGUGUUUGUUAACUCCUUCGUACCGAACCGAAACCGAGACGACGAAUUUUCCAAGGGGAACAUUUUUGAAUAUUUUUUAACUAAAUGUUACAAAUUGCUCAGAGACAUAUACCCCUUAGAAAUUGUUUCAUAGAGGUACUGAAUAUGACUACACGAAUCCGGAGGAAAAAAUCAUCGCUGACGGAGUUAAAGAUCGCCGUUGUUGGGGCACCCGGUGUUGGAAAAACCGCAUUAAUAGUACGAUUUAUAACAAAGCGAUACAUAGGCGAAUAUGCACACGAAGCAGACAAUCGAUACAAACACGAAGCCUUAGUUGAUGGUGAUACGGUACUCUUUGAGAUCCUAGACACAUGUCCAAAGAACGUGAACGAGAACGAAAUGCCAAAUGCUACAGAACUAAUUCAAUGGGCUGACGGUGUCCUUCUUGUGUACUCAAUAACAGACCGAAACUCCUUCAACUACAUUCGUCGUGUAAAAUCAGGCUUACAGUCGGAUACUCCGGUGCAACUGGUUGCCAAUAAAAACGACUUGGUUCAUUUGCGCCAGGUGAGCACUGACGAGGGUGAAAUCCUUGCCAAGGACUUUGAUUGCAAGUUCUGUGAAGUAUCUGCUGCAGAACAUGUCAACCUAGUUGCUGAAGUGUUCUAUGAUCUCUGUAAGGAAGUGAUGUCGUCAAAGAGAAAAUCAAAACAAAGUCUGCUGGAAAGGAUGCUGGGAGGGCAUCGUCCUUAUAGUCGGGGCAAAAGUGAUAGUGCUUUACCAAAGGAUUUUAAACCGAAGCUUCAAAUAACUGAUAGCUUUUUCGACGAACUUUAAAGUUUGCGUUUGGUAAUGAUUUUUGAUAAGCUUUGCUGAAGCUGCUUUGAAAACGUAGCGUAACGUUAUUUGAGUGCUUCAAUUGGAAGCUUUUGAAGCAACUUUUAAAAAAUGGCCGUUUUCCGGAAAUAAUGUGAACAAUGAAAAUGUAAAACUUGGUAGAUUUAUUAGUACACAAGCACUUGCAUCACAAUUGUGCUUUAUUUUUUACUGCUUGAUUUGUAAUCAUUUGUUUUGUGAGAGAACUCCUUUACUACAGUAAUAUACAAACUUUUUUUUAUUAAAAAUUUCAAAAAAAAAAAAAUAAUAUAUGAAGUGAAAA
Episyrphus balteatus (marmalade hoverfly) is the source of this 1611-nucleotide messenger RNA. Its product is annotated as ras-related and estrogen-regulated growth inhibitor. The transcript is spliced from 7 exons. Gene Ontology annotation, molecular function: GTPase activity; GTP binding. The coding region runs from base 558 to 1289 and encodes 243 amino acids. The record is from RefSeq and is a predicted model, not a curated record. Lineage: Eukaryota; Metazoa; Arthropoda; Insecta; Diptera; Syrphidae.